Molecule: messenger RNA, 2968 nt
Organism: Oncorhynchus nerka (sockeye salmon)
Lineage: Eukaryota; Metazoa; Chordata; Actinopteri; Salmoniformes; Salmonidae
Product: centrosomal protein of 89 kDa-like
Biological process (GO): cilium assembly; chemical synaptic transmission; mitochondrion organization
Cellular component (GO): ciliary transition fiber; centriole
Source: RefSeq, a predicted model, not a curated record
AUGUUUCUCUGUCUGUGUUUCUCUGCCAGCAGUGCCUACAGAGAGGUGCUGGACAUGCAGAAGGAGAUGGUUCGGUCUUUAACAGAGCAGAACCAGGCCCUGGGGGCAGACAGGAGGGUGCUGGAGCAGAGGUGUACAGAACAGAGCCUGCAGCUGCAGAGGAGCCACCAGAGGGUCCAGAGUUUGGAGCGGGAACUCAGCAAGGCCCUGGCCCUACAGCAGGCAGAGCUGCUGAGUCUGAGGCAGCAAGCCCAGGAGGUGGUAGACGAGAACGACAGUCUGAAGAUGACCGUCCAUCGCCUCAACGUGGAGCUCAGCCGCUACCAGACACGCUUCAGACCCCUGGGCAAAGAAGAGAGCUCCAGGACUCAUGGCCUGCCACUUAAAGGAUCUGCUCCUCCCUGGCUGCUGGACAUGAAGUAUUUAUCUCCAUUGUUGUUGUCUUAUGAAGACCGGCUCACUGAGAAAGAUGCUCUCCUGCAGACCUCGGAGGAGGAGUUGAGAAGGUUCCGGGGCCGUGUGGAGGAGGUGGUGCAGGAGAACCAGAAGCUACACCAGGACCUGAAACAGACAGGAGGAGUCAGCCACAAGGAGUGGAGGCAGCUCCAGGAGCAGGCCCGUCUGGUACUUCAGGAGAACCAGGUCCUGAUAGAGCAGCUGGAGGUGCAGCAUACGAAGGCUAAGGACAGUCAUGGGAGACAUUUGACUGAGGUAGUCUCUAAGGUGUGUAAGCAGCUGAUGUUGCUGGAGGCAGAGAAGCAGAGGCUGGAGGGGGAGCUGGAGGUAACGAGGAGAGAGAUCCACACUCUGCAGACAGAACACCUGCAGGCACGGUGCAGUCUGGAGAAUGCAGUCAGCUGGGAUGAACACCACGCCAUCGCCACCAAACUCAAACGCCAACUGGAGGCUGAUUCAGGCCGUCAGCAGACUGAGCUAGAGGAGCUGCAGCAGAGAGUGACUAGUCUACAGACAGAGAAGAACAGUCUGCUGUUGGACAAAACCAACCUGACUGCUGACAUCAAGAGUCUGGAGGCUGACCUGGAGGUGUCCCGACAUGCUAACAGGAAGGCCCAGAGGCGUAUAGGCCUGUUGAAGCAACAAGUUGAUGACUCUAUAGAGAAGGAGAUGAGAGCCCAUCACUACCUGUCCUCUAUCGUAGCUCUGGCUGAGAAGACCACACAGGAGAGAGACCAGCUAGUAUACAUGGCCUCGUCCCUAGAGCACGACAAGCAGGGGGUGAUCAGCAGGAUUGUGGAGGACACCGUGCGGCUCGGAAAGCUUCAAGAGAAGGUCAAGGUGUACAAGAAGCAGGCAGCCUGCAGCCUGGGGGUUCUGGGCCAGAGGCUGGUGGAGCAGGAGGAGGACUUUGCAGGGAGGGCAGCCUCCUACCAGACAGAAAUACAGCACCUCCAGAGGCUUCUACGAGACAAACAGCACGACCUGGACAGAGUGCUGCAACAGAAAAGAGAGGUGGAAGGUGAGUUGGAGGUGGUGUGGGAGGCAGCGACCAGAGAGAACCAAAGAAUUAGGGAGACCCUCCAGGACUCCAGCCCAUCUCUCCCCUCCCUCAGCCCAGCCAGAGUGCACCAUGGCAGGGGUCUGAGCGGGACCCUCCCCAGCUGGCUCUCCCACCCCCAGGAUGAGGUGUUCUACCUCCGUCCGCACCCUGACAGCUCUGGCCCUCAUCCCUGCAUCUCCUCUCCCCAGAGCGGCGGCCGGCCCGGCCUCCACCACAGCCCUAUGUUCGAGUCUGACUCGGACCAGCACCAGAACCCCUCCUCAGAUGAGAGCGAGAAGAACGGCAUGGACUUCUAUUCUUAGUGUCCUUUUUUGUAUUGGUCUUACAGAAGACAAGUAGCCUGAUCCCAUAUCUGUUUUAAUAGCCUGUUUUAGUAGCCUGGUCCCAGAUCUGUUUUAGUAGCCUGGUUCCAGAUCUGUUUUAGUAGCCUGGUCCCAGAUAUGUUUUAGUAGCCUGGUCCCAGAUCUGUUUUAGUAGCCUGGUCCCAGAUCUGUUUUAGUAGCCUGGUCCCAGAUCUGUUUUAGUAGCCUGGUCCCAGAUCUGUUUUAGUAGCCUGGUCCCAGAUCUGUUUUAGUAGCCUGGUCCCUGAUCUGUUUUAGUAGCCUGGUCCCAGAUCUGUUUUCGUAGCCUGGUCCCAGAUCUGUUUUAGUAGCCUGGUCCCAGAUCUGUUUUAGUAGCCUGAUUUAGUAGCCUGGUCCCAGAUCUGUUUUAGUAGCCUGGUCCCAGAUCUGUUUUAGUAGCCUGGUCCCAGAUCUGUUUUAGUAGCCUGUUUUAGUGGCCUGGUCCCAGAUCUGUUUCUGCUCUUGCAAACUCCAUUGUUCAUUGUCAAGCCAAACAUGACAUGACAAUUCCAUAAAGAGUUGGCAGGAGAGUAGAACCACCCUGACACCAGGCUAGAAGACCAGGUCUGUAUUGGUCAGACUAGAACCACCCUGACACCAGGCUAGAAGACCAGGUCUGUAUUGGUCAGACUAGAACCACCCUGACACCAGGCUAGAAGACCAGGUCUGUAUUGGUCAGACUAGAACCACCCUGACACCAGGCUAGAAGACCAGGUCUGUAUUGGUCAGACUAGAACCACCCUGAUACCAGGUCUGUAUUGGUCAGACUAGAACCACCCUGACACCAGGCUAGAAGACCAGGUCUGUUUUGGUCAGACUGUUCAAACAUUUACCAAGGCAUUAAUUAACUUGAUUUACACAGUUAAAAACUAAGUAGUUUAUUUACAAAAGCUCUAUUUUGAAUGUUGUAUUGAUCUUUGUGUUAUUGAUUAGAUUUGAUACGUAUGACUGACUAUGUAUCUCAAUCAGACUGUUUUACUGUGCAUCUAUUAGCCAAUUUAGCUUUAAAAACAUUCUAUUGAAAUAACAAUCAACUUCAUUUGUGUUACAGUAAUGAUUGUAUGUCACAAUCUUGUUCUUUACGAAUAAAUGUGUUUUCUUCUGUUCA